This is a messenger RNA of Peniophora sp. CBMAI 1063, 1527 nucleotides long. The record is from the annotation of a GenBank genome assembly. NCBI's taxonomy places the organism in Eukaryota, Fungi, Basidiomycota, Agaricomycetes, Russulales, Peniophoraceae.
AUGGCUCCUGUUGAGACGGAGUUCUACGAUCUUCUGGGCGUGCCCGUCGAUGUCAAUGACACGGACUUGAAGAAGGCCUAUCGCAAGGCUGCAAUGAAGUAUCACCCUGAUAAGAACCCCUCGCCAGACGCCGAGGAGAAGUUCAAGGAUAUGAGUAAAGCAUACCAAGUCCUAUCAGACCCUAAUCUGCGCGCUGUUUAUGACAAGAAUGGGGCGAAGAUGACCGAGAGUGAAGGCGCAGUAAACGUUGAGGACGCUGCCGGCUUCUUUGCCAAUGUAUUUGGUGGCGAGCGCUUCAUGGACUACAUCGGCGAGAUCUCAUUAAUGAAGGAGAUGACAAGUGUCGCCACGACUAUGAUGACGGAGGAGGAGAAGGCAGAGCUGGAAAAGGAGAUGAACGGCGGCGUGACCCCUCCCGCGGACGAGACGUCCAAGGUGCAGCCCUCUACAUCCGCAGCAGACGCGACUGCACCUCCAGCAUCGGGCAGCCCGCCGCCAGCUCCUGUAUUUGGUACGACGCCGCCGGGCGCUGCUGAGCCUGCGACCGCUACUCCUGCGGGCACUGCACCGGCCAGUUCUGCCGCAAGUACGGCCGCCGCUCCGGAACGUCCAGAAUCGCAUCAUGCCGCCUCAUCAGAUAUGGUCGCACACGCUGGUACGGAGUCCGGAACCGCUACACCAACAUCGAAGGAAGAGAAGAGGCAGUCCACGCACGCAAAGACGAAGCGGCCGAAGAUGACGCCUGAGCAGCGGGCGAAACUGGAGGAGCAUGAGCGUGAACGUAAGGAAGCGAUGGAGAAGCGGAUCAAGAUGUUGACGACGAAGCUGGUCGACCGGUUAAGACCGUUCGUGGAGGCAAAGAACCCGGGCGCGGAAGGCGAUCCGGAGACGAAGGCGUUUGAGAACAGGAUGAAGUUGGAGGCGGAUGAUUUGAAGCUAGAGAGCUUUGGUGUCGAGCUUCUGCAUACGAUUGGUAGCGUAUAUAUCCAGAAGGCGACCACCUUCCUCAAAUCGCAGAAGUUCCUCGGCAUACCUGGAUUCUGGUCGAAGAUCAAGGAGAAGGGUUCUGUUGCGAAGGAGGCUUGGGGUGUCAUCGGCAGUGCUUUGAGCGUUCAGCAGGUCAUGCAGGAUAUGGAGCGGUUAGCCAGCAAAGGCGAGGUCGACGAGGAGGAGUUGAAGGCGAUGGAACUCGAUAUGACUGGCAAGAUCAUGCUCGCGUCAUGGCGAGGGACAAGAUUCGAGGUCGUGCAGGUGUUACGAGAAGUCGUCGAUAACGUGCUUAAGGAGCACGGCGUAUCGCAACAGGUGCUCCAGAACCGUGCCAAGGGCUUGUUGCUGCUUGGCGCUGUGUUUAAGAGCACAGUACCGGACGAAUCCGACGAGGAGCGUCGUGAGCUCGAGCGGAUGGUUGCCGAGGCCGCAAAGCCCAAACGCAAGGCAGCGAAGGCUCGUCACUCUGACGGCCAUAAGACCCCCGUCGGACGACCCUCAUCGCCACCAGCGCCGGCAACGGCAACGAACGCAUAG